Messenger RNA from Cyphomyrmex costatus, 1262 nucleotides. Its product is annotated as lymphokine-activated killer T-cell-originated protein kinase. The transcript has 7 exons. The record is from RefSeq and is a predicted model, not a curated record. Gene Ontology annotation, biological process: protein phosphorylation. Gene Ontology annotation, molecular function: protein serine/threonine kinase activity; ATP binding. The annotation marks the transcript as partial. Gene Ontology annotation, cellular component: cytoplasm. NCBI's taxonomy places the organism in Eukaryota, Metazoa, Arthropoda, Insecta, Hymenoptera, Formicidae.
AGACGGUAGUAUCUCAAUACUGAGCCACUUGCAGUGUCUUUCUCUCUGUUGUUUUCACAAUUUUAUUCGGAAUUUUGAAUAGUAAGAGGAUGGCUGAGUUUGAUACACCACGUGCACUACUGAAAAAAAAGUUGAAAAACAAAAUCAAAUUAGCAGAACAGUCUUGUACACCUCUGAGAAAGAAGAAGAAAGAUAAAGCCAAAUUAAAUACUCCUGAAAAAACAUCAGUUUCGCCUUACCUGCGACAUGUUCAUAAUAAACAGUCCUAUACACCAGUAAAAAAAAGGACAAACAACAAAGCCGGAUCAAGUACUCCCAUACAAAUACCAGCUUCACCUUUUCUGGAACAGAUAGGCUAUGGUACUGGAGUCGGAAUAUACAAGUUUGAAAGAUCUUCCAAAGCAGACUCUCAAGUACUCACCCCAUGGGCAGUAAAAAAAUUGCUAAACGGAAGGAGCGAGACAAUUAUAGAUGAACGUCUUCAUUUUGAAGCCGAGAUCCUACGACAGUUGGAUCAUCCCAACGUCAUUGGUUUCAGAGCGUUCAUCAAAGGAGUAGAUGGAAAACCUUGCUUAGCUAUGGAAGCACUGGAUACAUCACUUGGUGACAAAAUUGAGGAGAGACGGGAGGAGAGCUUUGGGAAGAAACCAUUCUCACCCGAGAGUAUCAUGAGAGUCGGUUUUGAAACUAUAAAAGGUGUUGAGUAUUUACAUCAUAAUGUACACAUAUUACAUGGAGAUAUCAAAAGUUGGAACAUUUUGGUGACCCAUGAUCUCAACACGAUUAAACUAGGUGACUUUGGAAAUUCUUUACCCUUGACAAAAUCCUUAAAACUGGAUACGUCGAAGGGUGAUUUUUCUUAUGUUGGAACACGGCCUUGGAAUCCUCCUGAGAUUAUAUUUGAAAAUGGACCAGUGACAGGUGCUGCUGAUAUUUGGUCAUAUGGCCUUGUCCUUUGGGAAAUGUUAACUUUAUCAUCACCUCACUGUAAAGAUUUAAGCGAUGAAUUUAGUAGCGAUGAAUCUAGUAACGAUGAAUCUAGUAGCGAUAAAUCUGAAGCUAGCAUGAACAAAAGUGAGACUUUUAGAAAGAGGGAAAAGUACUCUGAAUUUGGUACACGUCCAGCAGUAUCUAAUAUUGAUUUGGGCAAAGAUUAUGAAAGGGUAUUGGAAAUAUUUUUUGCAUGUACCACAAAUUGUUACCUAUUGAGACCCCGUGCAAAAGCACUAGUAAACUACUACAAAAAGUACAUAAAUAUUAAC